CCGCUCCCGGCAUGUGGACCACGACGACACGCCGGCAGACGCAAAAAUCUUCCGCGGUGUCCGUUUGCAACUCAGCUACUCAAACUCAAGCUUCUUCGUUAGCGUGCUCCAUGGUUGUGAACACAAGAAGCUGAGGCCAAGGGCAAAACGCCAGAGGGCAGAUUGUUUCAGGCGACAGGAACAUAGGUAAGCCCAAAUGGCCAAAUCCGUGCCUUCUGCUCUCUUUGUUUCCUUGCUGAUUUUCAAUCCUUAAUAUCCUCUAAAGAAGUCUAAACUGUUGCCCCCGCUGCAAAACUUGUGCCUGCAUUCCUGGUUCUUGCUAGGUGUAGUGUUUUUCUUUUCUUUUUUCAUGGUUCCCUCAUCUUUUCCUGUGGGAAUGGAAAUGGAAUGGAAUGGCCAUGACCUGUUCCUGGCUGGACUUUGUCCGUCCUUCAACUGCUGCGGGAAAGGGUCCUGAGCUCACAUGGCGGAUGAUGCCUUGUCUGGUUAUAUUUCCUCCCCUUUCACUUUAACCGGUUUCUUGUGGGCCGGGGCUCCUCCACCUGUGGGUUCUUGAUUCUUUCCGCCCGAUCCCAAUUCCCAAGCCAUGGCCGGCGCCUUGGUAACACCGCACCACGUUGGGUUCGUCUUCGUCCCAACCAUAGGAGCCUCACCUUGCCGCUGUCUUGCCUGAGCGCCGGUGGCUGCGGAUCGGGGCGUUGCCAUAGCGGAAGCCGUUUCCAGCUCCGUCGAUCCUAUUCUUGGCGUCGCUUUGGCUCCCAUCCAUGGCGAGGAGAAAUUUUCGGUUUUGACAGCGCAAUCCCCUCCCCUCCCCCCAGUGUGUAGGCGGCAGCGGCGGCGUGCUCAGCCAUGGAGACGGGGACGCGGCCGGCGGAGCCGUUCCUGCCGCUGCGGUGGGAGAGCACGGGCGACCAGUGGUGGUACGCGACGCCCAUCGACUGGGCGGCGGCCGGCGGCCACUACGACCUCGUCCGCGAGCUCCUCCGCCUCGACGCCAACCUCCUCGUCAAGCUCACCUCCCUCCGCCGCAUCCGCCGCCUCGAGUCCGUCUGGGACGACGACGCGCGCCUCGCGGGCGCCGCCAGGAACCGCGCCGCCGUCGCCCGCCACCUCCUCCUCGACUGCGACCCCCGCGGCGCCGGCCCCGGCAACCGCCUCCUCCGGGCCGGGUACGGCGGCUGGCUCCUCUACACGGCGGCCGCGGCCGGGGACGCCGCCUUCGUCCGGGAGCUGCUCGCGGCGCAGCCGCUGCUCGUCUUCGGCGAGGGGGAGUACGGCGUCACCGACAUCCUCUACGCCGCGGCCAGGAGCGGGUGCGCCGAGGUGUUCCGGCUCCUGCUCGACGCCGUGCUGUCCCCGGCGUCCUGCCCUGUCGUCGGUGAGGAAUUCAGGGGCGAGAUGAUGAACCGCGCCGUGCACGCCGCAGCGAGGGGAGGCAGCCUGGAGGUGCUCAGGGACCUCCUGCGCGGCUGCUCCGACGCCGCGGCGUACCGAGACGCGCAGGGAUCGACCAUCUUGCACGCCGCCGCUGCAAGGGGCCAGGUUGAGGUUGUCAAGGAUCUCGUUGCAUCUUUUGAUAUAGUCAACUCUGUAGAUGACCAAGGGAAUACAGCGUUGCAUAUAGCAGCUUUUAGGGGCUAUCUGCCUGUGGUUGAGGCUCUUGUUACUGCAUCAUCAUCUCUUGUAUCAGCAACAAAUGAAGCUGGUGACACGUUCCUUCACAUGGCAUUGACUGGCUUUGGGACUCCUGGAUUCCGAAGGCUUGAUCGUCAGAUGGAGCUUAUAAGGCAGUUAGUUGGUGGAGCGUUUGUGGAUGUCAGCAGCAUUAUAAAUGUGCAAAAUGAUGAUGGAAAGACAGUUCUUCACUUAGCUGUGGUUGGCAAUUUGCAGUCUAACCUUGUUGAACUCUUGAUGAGAGCACCUUCUAUUGACCUCAACAUCCGUGACAAUGAUGGCAUGACUCCUCUGGAUUUACUCAGGAAACAACCACGAACGGCAUCAUCAGAAAUACUGAUCAAACAACUGAUUUUGGUGGGUGGAAUCACAAACUCGAGGGACCAUGAGACCAGAUCAGCUAUCGCAUCUCAGCUCAAGAUGCACUGCAUUGUAGGAAGCCCCGGUACAUCUUUCAAGAUAUCAGAUGCUGAGAUUUUCCUCCAUGCUGGAAUUGACGUGUCAGUCAUCAGUGAAAGGACAACAUCAUUUUCCUCUAGUGUUGGUAGGGUUGAUUCUGAAAUCCCGGGACCCAAACUGAAGAAGCUGAAUUCUUUCCAAGAUGCAGCGAAACAUAUCAAAGUCCUUCUCAAAUGGCCUCGCCGCAAGGGGAAGAAACCAGGCGGAGACCAAAAGGAUCUGGAUGAUGAUGCCUCAUCAGUGAGCUCUGUAAAGAGCUGUAGCCAUGUAGAGACUCCAACACCUCUGAGGCAAAGGCACUCCAGGAUCAGCUCCCUCUUCAACAACAAGCGGACCUAUGCAGGCAAUGGUUCACCUAGCGAAGCAACGAAGAAGAGUGGACUAGUACAAUCUGAAUGUAUUCCAGCUUCUUCCUCUUGGUCAUCGUCAUCAUUGGUUGACAAGAUUGAAGCUGUACACCUGGAAAAUGACCAGCCGUCUCCUUAUUUAAGUAGGCUGAUCAGACAUACACCCAAGAAACAUGGAUCUCUGAACAGUAGACUUUUGAACCAAUCCUUCAGGCUUGGGGCAUAAAGACUAACUGAUGAAGAAUAUAUAUAUUACUCACAGCUGAUUAUCCUCCUGAGUUGCAUGAUGCUGGAGCUAACCAAGCCAUCAAUUAGGUGAAUCAUUUUGGUACCUUUGAUAGGCAUCCAUGCCGUCAUGAUCCUUCACAGGUCACUAACAGAAUGCAAGCUGUAUAGUGGAAUUUGCUGCUAAUGUAAUUUUGAGAGGAAGGCAAACAGAUGGACAGAUAUUGUGGUGGCUGUCCAUUAAGUGGUAGCAAACUUACAAAAACGAUUAGAAUUAACAACUUCCUCUGAUACCGGAUCGUCGUCAACUUUAGUGUCUGUGUCGUUGACGGAGAGUGUGUUGAGUUUAGUUUGUGUUUGUACACGUUCUUGUUUUUUAAAAUGCAGCUUGGCAGAUCAUCCGCACGUUCUUA
Panicum virgatum (switchgrass) is the source of this 3118-nucleotide messenger RNA. RefSeq names its product serine/threonine-protein phosphatase 6 regulatory ankyrin repeat subunit C-like. NCBI's taxonomy places the organism in Eukaryota, Viridiplantae, Streptophyta, Magnoliopsida, Poales, Poaceae. Bases 850 to 2706 code for a protein of 618 amino acids. Gene Ontology annotation, molecular function: protein binding. The record is from RefSeq and is a predicted model, not a curated record. The transcript is spliced from 3 exons.